This is a messenger RNA of Cavia porcellus (domestic guinea pig), 13526 nucleotides long. It is a transcript of the gene Clstn2, whose product is annotated as calsyntenin 2. Gene Ontology annotation, molecular function: calcium ion binding; amyloid-beta binding; kinesin binding. The transcript has 17 exons. Gene Ontology annotation, cellular component: cell surface; postsynaptic membrane. Bases 29 to 2893 code for a protein of 954 amino acids. NCBI's taxonomy places the organism in Eukaryota, Metazoa, Chordata, Mammalia, Rodentia, Caviidae. Gene Ontology annotation, biological process: positive regulation of synapse assembly; homophilic cell-cell adhesion; positive regulation of synaptic transmission. The record is from RefSeq and is a predicted model, not a curated record.
CAGCUCGAAGGCGGCUUGGGCGGCGAGGAUGCUGCCCAGGAAGCUGUGCUGGGUGCCGCUCCUGCUGGCGUUGGGCGUGGGGAGCGGCGGCGACAGCGGGGACAGCCGGCGGCGCCGCCUCCUUGCGGCCAAAGUCAACAAACACAAGCCAUGGAUUGAGACUUCAUAUCAUGGAGUCAUAACGGAGAAUAAUGACACAGUCAUUUUGGACCCACCGCUGGUAGCCCUGGAUAAAGAUGCACCAGUUCCUUUUGCAGGAGAAAUCUGUGCUUUCAAGAUCCACGGCCAGGAGCUGCCCUUCGAGGCUGUGGUACUCAAUAAAACAUCCGGCGAGGGCCGGCUCCGAGCCAGGAGUCCCAUCGACUGUGAGCUGCAGAAGGAAUACACAUUCAUCAUCCAAGCCUAUGACUGUGGUGCUGGGCCCCGAGAGAUGGCCUGGAAGAAGUCACACAAGGCCGUGGUCCAUAUCCAGGUGAAGGAUGUCAAUGAGUUUGCUCCUACCUUCAAAGAGCCAGCCUACAAGGCCAUCGUAACAGAGGGCAAGAUCUAUGACAGCAUACUCCAGGUGGAAGCCAUAGAUGAGGACUGUUCCCCCCAGUUCAGCCAGAUUUGCAACUAUGAAAUCAUCACAACAGAUGUGCCUUUUGCCAUCGACAGAAAUGGCAACAUCAGGAACACUGAGAAACUGAGCUAUGACAGGCAACACCAGUAUGAGAUCCUAGUGACCGCCUAUGACUGUGGACAGAAACCUGCUGCUCAGGACACGCUGGUGCAGGUGGAUGUGAAGCCGGUUUGCAAGCCUGGAUGGCAAGACUGGACCAAGAGGAUUGAGUACCAGCCUGGUUCAGGGAGUAUGCCUUUAUUCCCCAACAUCCACCUGGAGACGUGUGAUGGAGCCGUGUCCUCUCUCCAGGUCACCACGGAGCUGCAGACCAACUAUAUUGGGAAAGGCUGUGACCGGGAGACAUACUCUGAGAGAUCCCUUCAGAAAUUAUGUGGAGCCUCAUCUGGCAUCAUCGACCUCUUGCCAUCCCCCAGCUCUGCCACCAACUGGACUUCAGGACUGCUGGUGGACAGCAGUGAGAUGAUCUUUAAGUUUGAUGGCAGACAGGGUGCCAAGAUUCCAGAUGGGAUUGUGCCUAAGAAUCUGACGGACCAGUUCACCAUCACCAUGUGGAUGAAACAUGGCCCCAGCCCUGGUGUGAGGGCUGAGAAGGAAACCAUCCUCUGCAACUCAGAUAAAACUGAGAUGAACCGGCACCACUAUGCCCUGUAUGUGCACAACUGCCGCCUUGUCUUCCUCUUGCGGAAGGACUUCGACCAGGCUGACACCUUUCGCCCUGCAGAGUUCCACUGGAAGCUGGACCAGAUUUGUGACAAAGAGUGGCAUUACUAUGUCAUCAAUGUGGAGUUUCCCGUGGUCACCCUCUACAUGGAUGGAGCAACAUAUGAACCAUACUUAGUGACCAACGACUGGCCCAUUCAUCCAUCCCACAUUGCCAUGCAGCUCACUGUUGGUGCUUGUUGGCAAGGAGGUGAAGUUGCCAAACCACGAUUUGCUCAAUUCUUCCACGGCAGCCUGGCCAGUCUUACCAUCCGCCCUGGCAAAAUGGAAAGCCAGAAGGUGAUUUCCUGCUUGCAGGCCUGCAAGGAGGGGCUGGAUAUUAAUUCACUGGAAAGCCUCGGACAAGGAAUAAAGUACCACUUCAACCCCUCACAGUCUAUCCUGGUGAUGGAAGGAGAAGACAUUGGGAAUAUCAACCAUGCCCUACAGAAGGUCUCCUACAUCAACUCCAGACAGUUCCCAACAGCAGGCGUGCGGCGUCUCAGAGUCUCCUCCAAAGUCCAGUGCUUUGGGGAAGAUGUGUGCAUCAGUAUCCCUGAUGUGGAUGCUUAUGUGAUGGUCCUGCAGGCCAUGGAGCCCCAGAUCACCCUGCAGGGCACAGAUCACUUCUGGAGACCUGCUGCCCAGUUCAAAAGUGCCAGAGGAGUGAUCCUUUUCCCAGAUAUCAAAAUUGUGAGCACCUUUGCCAAACCUGAUGCCACGGGGGACAUGAAAACCACAGCCCCCAGAUCAGCAGUCUUAGAGGAAAUGCUUCACAACUUGGAUUUUUGUGACAUUUUGGUGAUUGGCGGGGACUUGGACCCAAGACAGGAAUGUUUGGAACUCAACCACAAUGAACUCCACCAACGACACUUGGAUGCUACAAACUCCACCGCAGGCUACUCCAUCUAUGGUGUGGGCUCCAUGAGCCGCUAUGAGCAGGUGCUGCAUCACCUCCGCUACCGAAACUGGCAGUCAAGCUCCCUUGAGGCUCGGCAGUUCCGAAUCAAGUGUUCAGAGCUCAAUGGGCGGUACACUAGCAAUGAGUUCAACGUGAAGGUCAGUGUGCUACAUGAAGUCAGAGUCCCAGACAAGGAGCACGUCAACCACCUUAUUGUGCAACCUCCCUUCCUCCAGUCAGUCCAUCAUCCUGAGUCCCGGAGUAGCAUCCAACGCACUUCAGUGGUCCCAAGCAUUGCCACAGUGGUCAUCAUCAUCUCCGUGUGCAUGCUAGUGUUUGUUGUGGCCAUGGGUGUGUAUCGAGUUCGGAUUGCCCACCAGCACUUCAUCCAAGAAACUGAGGCUGCCAAGGAGGCUGAAAUGGAUUGGGAUGACUCUGCGCUGACUAUCACCGUCAACCCCAUGGAGAAACAUGUAGCACCAGGACAUGGGGAAGAUGAGACCGAGGGAGAAGAGGAGGAGGAAGAAGCGGAGGAAGACCUCAGCUCCAGCAGCAGCGAGGACAACAGUGAAGAGGAGGAGGAGGCAGGAAUGGGCAGAGGCAGACACGGGCAGAGCGGCACCAGGCAAGCCCAGCUGGAGUGGGACGACUCCACUCUGCCCUAUUAGUGCCUGCAGUUCCACUGCCUAGCCCGCGUGUCCCUUUUGUAAAGCCCGCCCAACCCAGUGUCUGCCUGAGCCUAUCACACUCACCUCUGAUCUCUGUGACAGCUCUGGGAAGGCCUCUGCAGCUUCCUCACACCUGCCUGAGGGGCAGCUCCCUGCAGCAUCAUUGGAGGGGACUUCAGGAUGGACUUUUUCCUAUCGCCCCCACUCCUCCACCUCUGGGUUCACCCAGCAUCUUGUGAGUCAUUCCACAGAGUUCUGAGCACCUUGCUCUUUUCUGUAAAAGACAAGGCCCAUCUUUAUGUCACUCAGCUUCCCAGACUCAGUGUUCCUGAGGCCCUUGGGUUCCAACUCACAGUGUGCAUUUCUCUACUCACAGCAGCAGGUCCGCCCCGUGCUCACUCUGUAGGUUCCUUUGCACAGGGAAAGAUGUAGAACUUCAUGCCUUAGGUCUUAGGGCUGGACACUUGAAGGGGAAACCCUUGUUGAGGCAGAAUUAAGUUUACAGGGAAAGACACACACAUACUUUCCAGCUUGGAGAGCUUUUCCUUUUGCUUCUUUCUGAGGCCCCAUAAAUUCAUAUGGCAAGUACAAAACCAAGGAUUUGUCCUUAUCCACUAGCAGAGUCUAUCCUCAGCCAAAGGUGCCCACCUGCACUGAGAGCCAUUAUGGCUACCUCCCUGGGACACUCGCCACCCAAAUCUAGCAGACACAGGAAGCAUUCCACACAGGCACUGCCCUGGGGGUGACAGCCACACCAAAGUCACAACCAGAAGUAGAAGAAGGGCUGACGGAUGACAAGUAAGGCUGUGUCAUCCUCUACUAGGAUGCAGAUGUAGGAGAGGAUGCAGAUGUAGGAGACAAGUGAGGGUGGUUGGGCUCCCUGGGACCGAGGCAGCCUCAAAGUUGACAAGGUUCUCACAACCACACCCCAUAUCCUUUUAUCUCUUGGGUUGCAAUGUUUUACCUUGAGAAAACACACCCUUCUCCAAUGUGCUAGAACAUACAUGAACUCCACAGGUUCAAGAUGAAAGCUUGGAAACCUAACCGCUAGGAAAAUAGAAGGAUAUUUAUAACAAUAGCAGUUGCUUCUUUCUUUUUCUCAUAAAAGGAAGAAUGCUUUGAGUAGAGGCAAAUAUGUUCAAAACCCUAAUUUCUUUCUUCGUUCUUCUUGUUUUUUAAUGAGGAAUCCUUUCCAUCUCCAUUCUAACAUGGACCCUGCAUGAAGAGAAUUGUUGCUAUAGCAACUAGUGGGUGAUCCUUGUGGCCGAGAGAAUAGCAGGCAAGAAUUAAAGCAGUAAUAAGCCUUCUUUGAGGCUGUAAGGACACAUUUGUUUCAAAUGUCUUGGGUGCCUCUUUGUCCUCAGAAUAUACAAGCUAUCCACAUGCUCCCAAACUGAUCGCAUAUUGAUUAGACACAGGCACAGAACUGGUCACCAGUCAAUACCAUUUUCAUGUUCAAUAGAAAGUUCAGCAUUUACUUAGUGUCUUCUCUGUGUCACCCAAUUAAAGAACAUAAGUAGGGGAACCACAGCCAGUGUCCUCUAUUCCAGUCUCCAGUCAGUCAGGAUCCACAAGAGGCCUUUGCACCCUUCUGACCAGUAGGAGCUACCUUGCACAGCUCUUUCCAUCCUGAAGUGUUUUGCAUCCUUUCCUUCCUUUGACCUUUCCAAUAAUCCUGUGAAAUGUCUGAUGCCUUUGUUGUUAGGCACAUUUUUGUGAUGUAUAAACUGAGGCUCAGAGGUUCAGUAACUUACUCAUAGUUGUUGAGAAGUAUAAUAAGACUGGGCUCUCAUCCUCCACUGUUGAUCUUGGAUUCUACUUAUGUUCAUACUGAUGUACUUAGGCAUUCCAAGCACUUUGUGCUAAGCAUUCUACCAAAAGCUGUGUGAAAGGCAUAUAGGUGAAUGAGCUACAGAGUCCUCCCUACAGAGGACUUGAUUACCACAGAAAGGUCAUAGAGGCAGGCAUAUAAAUUAUAUGCUGCAUGCAGAGGAAGAGAGAGGAAAAGUCACAGAAGGAAGAGGGGCAUGUUCACAACUCAGCUGGUGGUCUUUUCCCUUCUUUGAAAUGGCAAUAGAAGUAGCUUGAGAUUUUAUAUUCAUCAACAGGAAAUAAACGUAUCUCCUAUUACUCUCCCCUUUUCUAUCAGGUGGUGUCUGCAUACCCAUAGGGAGAAAUUCUGCAGAACUGAUCAGGUUAUACAAUCUCACUAUUUCAAUAAUAAGACGUUCUUCAGUCAGGCAUUUAGGAACUCCUGAGUUCUACCAAAAUCAUUGCAAAAAAAGGAACAUUUUCUAUAUUUAAGCCUAAAUCCUUUUUGCCUUAGGUUUUUGUUGAAAAUAUUUAAGUCUAGGGUUUCUAAGUGCACUUUUUUCUCCACUCUAUCUUUCCAGCUUGAUUCGGAGGAGAGGGCACAUCUCAUAUCCUUAGGCUGCAUUAAUCAUGAUUAGAUAGACUGUUUAGAGCACUAGGAAACCUGUAUACAUUUGGUUGAGGUGGCAGGUGAAAGUGGCUAAGGCAGAAAAGACGUGUUAUUUGAAGGAGCCUUUGGUGACUGGACUCAGAGAAACAGGGAUGACAGAAAAGCAGAGCCCUCUCCCUCUACUUUGGCUAUAAGAUGCAGCGCUUGAAAGAUACUGCCAGGUCAACAGGCAUUUAUCCUGUUCUUGGUACCCUAUUCAUAGACGAAUAAGAUGACAGCUUCAGGAGGCCUCCAGAUGAGUAGUUGGUAAUAUAAUUUGCUCUGCACCUGAUAUUCUGACCAUAAAUGAAAAAUAUCAUUAAUAAGUCUGGCAUUUUCUAGUCUGUGCAUGCUGCUAUUUUGCAAACCAAAACUCUUAGAUGACCUGGGCACCUUGUGACUGACCUCUCAUUCAGACAUCAGCAGUCAGGCAGAUGCAGUUUCAGAACCAUGAGGAGCAGCAGACUGAGUUGGCCACCAGCCAGUCCACUACUGUCUUAUUAAGUGAGUGAUAUCACAAAUCUACUUUUCAGAAUUAGAAAAAAGCAAGGUUGAAAUUUCUUAGGCGACUCAGAUGACAGGGGAAAGGAGAGAAAGGAGACUGAGAUUGCAAAAGACUGGGACAUAAUGAGUUCCCCAGUGGAGUAAAGCAAUCAACUGGUUGGUGAACAGUCUUAAGAAAUACUAAACCAUAUAUUCUAACAGGUUUAAUCAAAUGCUCUAAGUCUGGCCUAGGCCCAAAGUCAUGAGACACAAAAUGCAAUUCCAUGGGUUCCCUUUCCACUAUCACCUUCUUGGAUUUACUUAAUCAUUCUGUGUUACAUUGUAUAGACCAAAGCCCUCUGGAUUUAACAAGGGCGGUCCUUGUAGAUGUGGAUUCUCCUGUUGAAAAAUAGUGCCCUCCAUUCCUGUCUGACAGAGGUCACCAAACUUUAUCUGCAAAUAGUAAAUAUCUGCACUGCAAAGCCCUGAGGCUUCUGUUGCAAGUAUUGUGUUCUGCCUUGUAGCAAUGAAAGCAACCACAGACAACACAUGCACAAAUGAAUGUUCCAGGGAAAUGGUAUUUAUCCAUGCGCUGACAAAACUUUAUGGUCACUGGAAAAGCAGGCAACAUGAAUUCAUAUCAUUUUCAUGGCAUGAUUUUUUUUACUCUUUUGAUUUUUAUUUGGAACUACUCAAAAUCAUAAAAACUUUCCUUAGCCCACAGACCAUAUGAAAAGUAUCAGUCAGCUAGAAAAGCAGACAUGAUCUGAGGGCAGCAGCAUCAAUGGCAGGGAAAUUUUUUUCCUUUUCUAGAAGAAAACAAAUUGCUACCUUAGUCCUCCCAUCAACAGUUUGGUUUGGAGGCAGGCUCAGAAGUCUGCCUCCAAAACAAACAGUAGGAAAACUCCAUGGUUCUUCAUUAAGUUCUUUUAGAAUGUCAUGCUCCAGGGGAAACAAACACAAAACAAAACAAACAAAAACACUUGUUAUGUUUGAACUGUCAAACUCAGAUGACUUCCUAACAGUCGAAGGCCUGGGAUCCAGGGAACUGACUACUGUGUAGGAGCUCCAUGGAGGCAAAUAUUAACUCCCACCUGACGGGGGCGUGUCUAAGUAGGUGUGUUCGCUUUCUUAGGCUGAUUUACAUCUCAGCUCUGCUCAUACCCUGGAUCUAAAAAUGACCCUAGAGACUUGUGACUGUUUAAAUCAAUUGCAAUGCAAUCGGCAGAAAUCACAACCCAGCACACUUUAAAAUUAGCAGUUUUUUUUGGCUCUCUGACUAAAUAUCAGCAAGAGGAAGAAAAAGAACUUUGUUUCUUAAUUAUUCUCAUUUAAAUUAACCAACUAGGUUUUACCAAAAAGUAGAGGAGGUCUAAUUCUUUGAAAGAAUUUGGCAGUGAAAAGUAGACGAUGGUCACAUACAAUGACUGUGCAGCCUCCGGGGAAUUCCUCAGCCUCCCGCAGUGUGCACUGGCAGGCUGCAGAGGGCAUGCCCUUCUCCAUCUACAUCGGACGUUGAUCAGGGUUGACAAGCCAAAGCCCUUGGCACAAUUUAAUCUCCAUGUAACCACUUUCUGCUGUCUAGCUUAAGGCAAAGGAAAUGAGCAAUGGAAGUUGUGAAGUCCACUGCACCACCCUCAUCUCCCUGUCUUGAUUUGCUUAAUUCAUAAAUUUAUUCCAUGCCUGUCUCAUAGAUCUUGGUUUAGUUUUCCUUUGGGCAACAACUAGAAAAGAAGAGUUGGCUUUACAGGGGCUGCAGAAUAGGAAGCAAGUUUUACUUGGCCUCAGGAAGACAAAUGACGCAGAAGUUACCUCCACCAGCACUCGGGAAAGCAAUCACACAGUUCUGUGUUCAGUCAGUGAACAGAUGGGUGUCUGUGUUUGCAGCCUCAUUCGAUGUCAUUUGGUAAAUCCUCACUGAGCACCCGUGGGUGUUCCAGGCACUGUGCCAGGAACAAGUGAGGAGGAGCAAAUGACACAGCACCCUGCCUAUGAGGAUCUCCUGGCCUUGUGAGCCGUGAGGAUGUCUUCUCUGAGCUGUCAGGACUGUUGGGGGACAAAAGUGCGCGGUUAAGGAGUUGAACUAACUUGUCUGAUCAUAGUGAUUCCAGGGCACUGAUACUCCUCACUGAGGCAGUCUGAGGAGAGUGCUGGGGAAGUAGGUAAUGUUUCCCUAAAUGUCCUUUAUUCAUACCCAAGCCUGAGUCAUUUCACAUGUAGAAGGGAGCCAGUCCCUGGCAGAGGUAACAUGACUGAUGAGAGAGUUGGUCAAACUAAGCCAGAGGACGCUCUUAAAUAAGAAUAGCAGCCAGGCAGGCCUUGCAAGUUAGGAAGGAUGAUCCAGGUCGCGGAUGCUAGUGUCAGCCAAGAUUAAAGGUUGGACCUGCCUGAUAGGAGGCAACCAUCAGAGCUGACAGGUGAAAGGAGCCUCACUCUUGGAGGACCUGUAGAUAGUGCGGAGCUGUGAUGCUCCAGGUGUGGUCUGAGAAGCAGUUUCCCAAAGCACACUCCAGACCUGAUGAAUCGGAGACUGGAAGUGGAGCACAGUGAUCUUUGCUUUAAUGAGGUUCUGGGGCUUGCUGAAGUGAGAACCAUUAAUAUAGUGGGUGAGAAUGGUAUAAGCUGCAUCAGGCAGAGCUGCUAUUGACAAAAGAGAGUAAUCACUAGCGCAGUAAUGGGGUAACUUAGCAGGCCUCAUCUCCCCAACUCUCCCACGAGGACCUGCUUGACUCCAGUUCGUACUCCUGGAGCACUGGUUCAGAGAGCAUUGGUUUUACUUCUAACCCCCCUCCCUUCAGCAAAAGACAGUGCUUACCCUUGUGCCCCUUCUAUCCUAGAUGGAAACAGCCCAGGAGAUGCUCCAGUCAGGUCACUGGCACCUAGGGAAGCCACAUUCCAAGCUCCUGUCAACUGAGCAGGCCCCUUCAGGGCCAUUUGAAUGGGGAAACAACAUUGUAGCCAUGACCCUAGGUCACAAGGAGGAUUGCUGGGCUCACCGCUUGUGUACUAGUGAUGCAUGGAAAGCCUGCUAGAGAGUGGACAGGAUCAUUCAAGAAUGCUGUCAGGUUACUGCAGCACUGUCCAUUUGUAAUGGGACCUGGGACAGAGUACCACGAUUGAAAUGCUGAAUUAGAUGGGGAGUAGAUAGCUUUUCUUGGAAAGACAAUAAUUCAUGUUACUAAAAGUAGAAAACCAACAACCAAAAGCAAAACUAUAGCCUUAUCUACAAUGUGAAUCUGUCUAGACUCUCUCAUUUUUAAGGGCUAUAUAGAAGUGCCAGGCUCCACCAAUAUUUGAUCCCCAACCUACCAGAUGCUGGCAGGCUGCCGAUCACUAAUUUAUGCUUUGAACUCUGAGAAGGCAAACAAAUCCUUGGAAGAACUCAUUGGUGUUUUAUGAGUCAUUUGCACUUCACUGUGGCACCCAUCUUAUCCAGGAUGCAGAGGAAGAACAGAUAGGGAAAGAGUGGCAUGUGGUCCAGGAGAACCGGCAUCUGCUCUCAAAUUCCCACAGACCCAGACUCUGUCCUGCUCCGGGACACACCUCUGGCCAUCCAGCAGUUUCCUCAGUGACCUACAAACAACUCAUGGGAAACCUCCAUUUCUCCAGCCUAUUUUGUGCAAAUGUCUUCUGAUCAAAUGCCGGCCAACCUCCUAAGACCAACACAGGGAUCAUAAUGAAGACAACUCAUCUCUAAGAAAUUGGAAUUUGCUGAAAGGAAUGAAGAGAGAGAGAGAGAGAGAGAGCAGAUAGAAGAGUUUCUCUUUACAGUUCAACCUCCCCGAGUGACUUCUCUGUUGACACUUUUCUCUUCCAAGACUUGAAGCAAUUUUGUGUGUUUGUCUUAGUCACUCACUGCAAAAGCCUCCUGUGGACAGCAUGACAAAAAGAUAGUUCUGGAAGGAGGCUGGGCUCUGUCCUUGUUGGCAGACUUGCACUAGAGUUGGGUCGUGCAGGGUGGGGAGACAUUAAAGCCUGAGGGUCAGGGGCUCAGAUCCAGCCAUGACACCAGCUAGAUCAAGUGGGUAGUGGGAAGAUGGAGGGAUGAGAAUCAUAAGAUGGCCAGCCAUGGCCAGCCAUUUACUCUUUACCUCUCAGAAACAGGGGGAAGAACGUCAUUCUGUUACCAAGCUGAGUAUCUCCUGGGUCCUUCUUAGAGCAGCUCUUCCUGCUCUCUUCUCUGGAGCUUUGAGUUAAAUGAAAUGAACCACAGUUUUUCCUUCCCAGGAAUCUGAGGGGCACCCUGAAAAAUAUAGUCCUAUGAGGGAGGCUAGCAGGGAUUCCCAACACUUUCCAUCUCUGCUUGUCACUUCUCCAAAGCAAAAUAAUAACUAAUUUAUCGCAGCACCUUCAGUGUCAAUCACUGCACCUGCCUACAGCAUGGCCUCCACAGAUGUUGGAUUGAAUGGGCUCUCAGAGAUCAUAUGACUUCCAAGAAUAGACUUGGUUUGAAAAUUUAAGAUGCAUUAAUGCAAAAAAAUAAAAAGACUUCAGGAGCUCGGGGUUUGGCUCAGUGGCACAAGUGCUUACCUGACAAGCACAAGGUCAGGAGUUCAAUUCCAGUACCAAGACUUCAUCCUCCACUCUUACCUUUCCUUUUUCUCUCUGUCUGUCUGUCUGUCUGUCUCUCUCUCUCUCUCUCUCUCUGUAUCUAUGUACAUCAAGAUCCUUUAUGAAAUCAUGUAGAAAAGGAAAGGAAGUGCAGUUGACAAAUGACAAAAUUUCUGCUAUCCAAAUGAAAGGACAGAAAUGUGCUUGUUUGGAAAGUGACCCUACCCAGCUACGGCCAGUAGAGGGAGCCUCUAAGCUAGGAGCAAGAACACACGGACCUUGAGCUUCGUUCCCCACUCUAAGGGUCUUGGGCAGCAUCUCGACUGAAGACAAAAACUUACUGUGUUAAUGAGCACAGCCCAGUACUGCUUUUCAGUCCCUUUUAUCAGGUUUGCUGCAGAGGAGAUUCAUCAGUGUGAAGCUCAAUUCCCCGUAGUAUAAUGAAAAGAGGGCAAAAGACGUGAGAGGUACCCGAAUGCAGACGGUGUGUAUAAAUCACAGGCAACAGAGACGUGCUGGCUUUAAUGUGUGUUUGCUUUUAUCUUGAAAUGCAUCUUUGUUACCUGGACCCUUUACAAGCAUUUGAGAACAGAAAUAGGACACACACGUAUAUGCAUAUACCAAUAUUGAGGGGUUUUCUUCAGCAGAAAAUGCUGUUAGAGAAAGAAGCCCAGAGGUUGUGUCCAUUCUCAGAAGUAUAGAAGCAACCCAGAGGUCUCAGUCACAGACUCCAGCGCCUCUGUGGGAAAGAGCUGGAAAGGUAGCAGAGGUAGCCUCUGCUUUUUGAAAGGAUUCCUUAGGCACUUGGGCAUGAGGGGCUGGUUUGUACCUAUGGAUCACAGAUGGAAAUAUGUAUUCACGCAUCUUUGGAGGCCAAAGACAAUCUGGAACACGAUGAUCUGGCCCCCACCCUCACCCAAUCCCCGGAUCCGUUAUACAUCUAAUAAGGAGUCAGUGACAUGUGGGAUUGAGAAAAGCCACACUUUAGGUAGAAGGAAUAAGGCAAAGUUUUCCAGGCAAGGCAAUUAGAGAUAACACCCAGCAAAGAUCAUUCAAAAGGUAAUAAAAGAGAUAAGGAAGAAGGUAACUCAGAGUUGGAAGGGGAAUGGGAAAAUUGGGUCAGAGUGGCAACAACAGAAAUAGCCCAUCACCUAGCCAGACUGCACCUCUAUAUUUAAAGCUAUAUUCAGAUUUCAAAGCAAUUGUGGAUAAGUCGGGUCAUAUGGCCAUAGCAGAAGUCCACCCAAUUGCUUCCCAAAUCAGGGAUGUUAGAAAGUGAUUUCAAAUCUCAGUUGAGCUAGUCAUGAUGGAUCAGUCCACCUGACUGCUUUCAGCCUGGCCUCAGAGGUUUCCACAAAAGUGUAAUGAUGCCCAGAACUGGACAGGCCUGACAGAUUGGGGAAAUCCAGUUGGUGAGUUCAGGAAAGAAAUUGUACGUAGUAUUUGGUUGUUUUCCAGGAAAUCUGUAGAUAUUUGAGUUGGGUUUGUUAUGUUAUUGUCAUAGACAUUAUAAUGUUUGCAGUGAGGAUAUUCAGAGUGAUUUGGUGAGGCAUUAAUUAGAGAAAUUAGAGUAUUAAAUAUAAACUAUCAGAAAUGCCUAGGAUAACUAAGUUAAGGGCAGUUGAUAAUAUAUGUAUAAAUACAUAUAUGCAUAUACAUGUACAUAUGUCUUAUAACUAUCUAUACUAUAGAAGUAAGAUAUGGAAUAAAGAGGUCAAUGGUUCCAACACAUUUUACAUUUUUUAGAAGCACUGGAUUGGACGUUAUAUAUCUUUCUUAUUAUUGUUUGCUUUUAGCUCUCAAAGCACUGAGAAAAACACCUAGCACAUAGCAGGAGUCUGAUAAACAUUUGGAAAGGAAGAGUCCAGUUUGUGACUACUUGGUGAAGACCAGUAUCACUAUACCUCAAAAUGAACAAGUCACAGAAAAGAAGGGCAGCCAUGUGCCCCUUUUGCUGAGGAGAGUCUUUGUGAAUUCAGAUUCCAUCCAGUAUCCAACAGCUGCACGCACUGGGUCUGGCUCUCCAGUAGUGCACAGGAAUGGGAUGUUCCUCCUGGCAGGUUUGUGACACUUAGACCACAUUUAAAUUACACCCAAUGUGGUUUCUGCAAGGAAGGGGCUUCCUCCCUACUGUCUCUUCCAUUUCCUCCACACUUGGUAAAAUGCUGUUAAACAAUCACCUUGGGGCAUUAUUCUAGACCUAAAUGUAAAGGCUCCAGGUUCAGCCAGUCUAAGAGGUCUAAGGUUUUCUGCUUCCCCCCCCCCCCCCCCGCACCUCCUGUCUCUAGAUGUCACCACCACUGGGAACCCUGAUUAUACCAAGCUCCUCAACCAAAGUGUGUAGGGAAGGUCUCGGGUACAGACAUGCACUUCUCCUGCUGGGGUCUCAGUGGUCCAGGAGACAAGAGUGGCCUCACUUUACAGAACAGCCUCCAGGGACUGCUUCCUCCUGGGCAGCUCCUGCCCAGCACUGCAGUGUCUCCCGCUGUGGCUUCUCCCCAGGCCUGGGCCCGCAUGGACCUGACACAUGGUAACUUCUCAGUUCCUUGAGCUGCCUCAGAGAAUGGACCUUUUUAGUCUAGAAAAUGUGUUUAUUUACUAAAUAUACUAUUGUAUGUGUAUGAGUGUGAUACAAGGCAGACUUUGGGAUAUCUCCUCAGAAAGACUGUAUGAACCCAUGGAAAAUUAAAUCUACCUUUAUAAGAGCACUUUGUCUUCUGAGUGGACAAGGUGGCUCAGCUGUGGAGGAUCAGAGAACCUUCCCCUUGCUACCCCUUCCUGGGCAACCUGGGCUCUGCAGAAUGGGGCUGCCAUACCCAAUUCAAACCUAUGUAGUGUGAGGGGUGCUGAGGGGCUACAUGUACAUAAAGAUACAGGAAGAAAAUAAGAACCGUCUGGGAAUCUGUUGGGCUUCUCUCCAUGACUGUGAUCUUAAUUAUGUUUGAAUCACAAACUUUAAAUUUCUAACAAUUAUGAUUCUUGCAGUUUCUGAGUAAUUUGUUAAAUGCCUAUUUAACACAGACAGAUAUUUAUUUUCAGCCUUGGCUUGUAAAUGCCUACAAACUGAUUCAUGUUGGUGGUCAUUAUGACACUUCUGUGAAUUGGUGAAUAAAUAUGAUUUUAGAAUUUCACAGUAAA